Messenger RNA from Oryza sativa Japonica Group (Japanese rice), 2880 nucleotides. The record is from RefSeq and is a predicted model, not a curated record. NCBI's taxonomy places the organism in Eukaryota, Viridiplantae, Streptophyta, Magnoliopsida, Poales, Poaceae.
UAAUCACAUUCUUCUCUUCUCAUCGACCCCUCCGCCUCCUCUCCUCUCCUUUCCAUUUUUUCCCCAUCGCGCCCUACUUAACCACGCGACGCCAAAAAAAGAAAAAGAGGAGAGAGCAAAACAAAGCGAAGGCUCCAUUCAUUCACUCCAUCUCCUCGCGUCCCCUCCCCGCUCCCCCCGCCGCAAUCCGCAUUCGCUAGGGGUUGGGUUGGGAGAUGGCGUCGGCGGCGGCGGCGGCGGCGACGGCGAGGGGGCCGCGGUACGCGCCGCCAGAUCCGACGCUGCCCAAGCCGUGGAGGGGGCUCAUCGACGGCAACACCGGGUACCUCUACUUCUGGAACCCGGAGACCAAGGCCGUGCAGUACGACCGCCCCACGGCGCCGCCGCCCUCCUCCCCCCCGGCGCAGCAGCCUCCGGAGAGGCCUAGGAACAGCGAUCCUGCUGAGUCGCAGGCGCAGGCUGGAGCGAGCCGAACGCAGAAUGCUGCUCCUGCUGAUGAUAGGGCAAGGAAUGAUCAUUUGAAUGAUCAUUUCGAGCGGCGCACGGAAGCGGCGGGAAGUCAUGCGCAGAACGUGCCUUUCACUGAGCAAAAUACUAGGAGCAACCCUUCUUCGCAGCCGUGCUCUGCAGCUGGAGUAUACCCUGCACAGAAUGUAUUUUCAGAGGCUGCCAGUGGAGACCGCACCUCACCAGAAGCGUAUCGUGCUAAGCACGAGAUCACUAUUGUCGGAAAUGAGGCUCCAGCUCCAUUCAUGACAUUUCAGUCCACAGGUUUCCCUCCAGAGAUUCUAAGGGAGGUAAGUGCACACAAUUUACAUGACUAUUUAAUGCAUUUUCUUGUAUCCUUCUCGAAAGAAAUUAGGAGGUCAUUGUGCGUUCAUACUACGUAUGUGAUAACUACGCUGGAUGUUCAUCUCAGCAGGCUCUUCAAGUCAACAAUCUAUGUCAAGGUACAGCAAGCGGGAUUCUCUGCACCAACUCCUAUCCAAGCUCAAUCAUGGCCAAUUGCUCUUAGGAAUCGUGAUAUUGUAGCUGUGGCGAAGACAGGUUCCGGAAAAACACUGGGUUAUCUCAUUCCAGGGUUUAUCCUUCUUAAGCGCCUUCAACAUAAUUCAAGGGAUGGUCCAACGGUAUUAGUGCUUUCUCCAACAAGGGAAUUGGCAACACAAAUCCAAGAUGAAGCGAAAAAGUUUGGGAGAUCGUCAAGAAUAUCGUCUGUUUGUUUAUAUGGAGGUGCUCCUAAAGGUCCUCAGCUAAGAGAUCUAGAGCGUGGUGCAGACAUUGUGGUUGCAACUCCUGGAAGAUUGAAUGACAUUUUAGAAAUGCGAAGAGUGAGCCUACAUCAAGUAUCUUAUCUUGUUCUUGAUGAGGCUGACCGCAUGCUUGAUAUGGGUUUUGAGCCACAAAUAAGAAAAAUUGUGAAACAAGUACAACCCAAACGACAGACUCUUAUGUUCACUGCCACUUGGCCAAAAGAGGUGAGGAAAAUAGCCUCAGAUUUGCUGUCCAAUCCAGUCCAAGUUAACAUUGGGAACACUGAUCAACUGGUUGCCAAUAAGUCAAUCACUCAGUAUGUGGAUGUUAUCACACCUCCGGAGAAAUCGAGGCGGCUUGAUCAAAUCCUAAGGUCACAGGAACCUGGAUCGAAAAUCAUAAUAUUUUGCUCCACAAAGAGGAUGUGUGAUCAGCUGGCUCGAAACCUAGCACGGCAGUAUGGUGCUUCUGCUAUUCAUGGUGAUAAAUCACAAGCCGAGAGGGAUUCUGUGUUGAGUGAAUUUCGAAGUGGCAGAUGCCCUAUUCUUGUUGCUACUGAUGUGGCUGCCCGAGGCUUGGACAUAAAGGAUAUCAGAGUUGUGGUCAACUACGAUUUCCCAACAGGUGUUGAGGAUUACGUCCAUAGAAUUGGGAGAACAGGACGGGCUGGAGCGACUGGAGUUGCCUAUACAUUCUUCUGUGAUCAGGAUUCAAAGUAUGCUUCAGAUCUCGUGAAGAUUUUGGAGGGUGCAAACCAGUCUGUUUCGCAACAGUUGAGAGAUAUGGUCUCCCGUGGAGGGUAUGGUGGAAGGUCACGGCGCUGGGCAUCUUCAGAUGACUCUUAUGGUGGUCGAGGAUAUGAUUCAGGCUAUACUUCAAGGUCGACUGACAACUAUAACAGUGGUUAUGGCAGUCAGUCUGGGAAUGGUUCUAGCUUUCAUAGUAGCUUCCAUAACAGCAACAGUGGCAAUCAGUUUGGCGAUACUUCUGGCUUCCAAACCAGCUUUCAUAACAGCAGCAGCAACAAUCAAACCAGUGACAAUCCAAGCUUUCAUGCCAGCAGCAACAACGAUCAACCUGGUGAUGGUCUCAGCUUUCAUGCCAGGUUCUAUAGCUCUUCUCGAGGCAGCGAUCAGAGCAGAACAAACAAUGCUGGCUUUCGUGAUAGAAGUAGGAGUCCUCCAAGCAAUCGCAACCAUGAAGAUCCUGGGUCCAAGGCUGUUGGUGUCUCCAACUGGUAAGUGCUAACUGCAAGAUGCAAACAGCAUCAUGAUGGUGACGAACAGAGUAGAUGAAGCUGUUCUCUUACCAAACUAUACUAUCGUGCGUGCUCCCCCUGAAGCAAAAGUGUGUCCCAGAACUUAACUAACAUAGGAUAAGACUGUGGAUCUUCUGCUGUGCAGAUGUAGCGCACUUGAUAAUGUAUGUCUGGUGUUAGUCGUUUGUCAGACCUGGGGGCUCGGACUUCCUUGCUAUCUAUACCUGCUACCGCUAUGAUCAUGUGGAAACAAACCAUCUGAGGCAUGCAUUUUGGACGAAAACAUGCACUCUUAAUCCUUAUAUGACUUGUAGAUUAUUUACCCCAGCGUCGUUUACAUUGAACUAUUUCCAUGUUCUGAAUGUUCA